AUGGCCAUCCCAAGGAUUUUCACAUCCACGGCGCAAUUUGCAGAUUAUCAUUGCAACUUUUUGUCAGAGACGAUUCAGCAACCCGUCCAGGAGCCCAGCCUCAACCAAACAAAGAUGGAACUGUUCGCAUUGGACAGUCUACUGAAGGAGAUACCCAAGUGCAUCGACUUCAAAGAGCCCAGCCCUUCAUUCGUACUCGCCCACCCGGAUCUCAGAUGUGGCAACAUCCUCGUCGACGAUGACUUUCACAUUCUCGCAAUCAUUGACUGGGAGUUUUCCGGUACGAUUCCGCUGCAAUUAUUCACGCCGCCACCUUGGAUUAUGGGACACGAUCCCGAUACCCUCCUUUCCUACACCGGUGUUCCCCGACGCGAUAUUUUUCCAGAAUUCCGCACACCUCAUAUGGAAAUGAGGAACUCAUCGGGCACUUGCACCCAGCUUUGUUAA
Molecule: messenger RNA, 447 nt
Organism: Hirsutella rhossiliensis
Lineage: Eukaryota; Fungi; Ascomycota; Sordariomycetes; Hypocreales; Ophiocordycipitaceae
Product: phosphotransferase enzyme family domain-containing protein
Exons: 1
Coding region: 1-447 (148 amino acids)
Source: RefSeq, a predicted model, not a curated record